Molecule: messenger RNA, 6021 nt
Organism: Nerophis lumbriciformis (worm pipefish)
Lineage: Eukaryota; Metazoa; Chordata; Actinopteri; Syngnathiformes; Syngnathidae
Source: RefSeq, a predicted model, not a curated record
AUGAACUCCUUGAGGCAGAGGUCAUGGAUUUCAAGUGAUGCCAAUCAAGAAACUCUGAAACCCAGACUUAUACAACGGAAUAAGGGCCAGACCACUUUAGAAGCAGAAAUCCAAGGAGUUAUGGAUCAGGUUCAUUCUUUGUAUGGUGAAAAUAAAACCAGUCACAGCAUUGACACGUCCUCCACCAACAUGAAUUCAUCUUUUGGUGUUUUGACAGAUGUCUACUCUGUCUUCCAAUCACUGCUGAGAGAGGGGUUUAUUGAUGAUCUUCCAAAAACCUUAGUUUGCAUUCUAUCUGAAAGACACGAUUGUGGAGAGGAUGCAGAGCUAACAAAAACAGUUUCUCGUGAAUUGGGUAAUCCGCUGCUGAUGUUAUUAUCAUCCCUGAGAUCCAAGACAUGCGCUCCUCUAAAUGAUGGAGAGCAUAGCAGUUUUGUGAAUGCCCACCUAAGGGCGGGAGAAUCCGCUGCUACAACACUGAUCAACUUUCAGCAGACUAUUUUAAACAUUUUAGAAAGAUUGCCUCUGUCUGCAACUUUUGUGAAUGCAGCAAGUGGUGUGGUGGAUGCAGCUAUUUCCUACAUCUCCAACAUCAUGGCGACAUUAAUUAAAGUACCAAUGGAUUUUGUCAAAAUUGCAUUGCAAUUUGGAAUAAGAAUUCCAUCUCUAAAUAACAAAGAGACAUGUGAGCAAGGAGAUCUCAAGCAACUGAUAAUGUGGGGAAUGAAUCACAAUGUAAGCUGGUCCUUCACCAAUUCAUUCAUUGAUAUCAUUUUGGAGAACCUCAUGACUCCAGAACACUCUGUUUGCACAUAUCCAGGUCCAGAAUGCCACAGUCCUCGUUCCUUGAAACAGACCUACUUAGAAUCAGACACUGAUAAUACCCAUGACAUACUCCUGAGAUGUGAUCGCAAUAAUCUAUCCCAGCUCAAUGAUACACUUUGUGCUGAAAUUCUCAAUGGCUCGAGAAAACAGACGUCCACAUCAGUUCUUGUCUUAUGUCAGGCACUCAGUUUGCUCAGUACCCGGGAGAUUCAGCUGGUAUGGAGCAAUAUGUGCUAUGUUAUUCAGGCGCUAGUGUCCCCAAUCCUCCGCAAGUCGUCGGACUGCAGUAUUGGAGACCCACAUCUCUUUUCUGCGAGUAGCCCACAUGCCUCCCUCACACUUCACCGAAAAGCCAGAGAAGCACCCAACUUCCUAUUGCUUGAUUGCAACUACGAUAGCUGGUUUGAAAACCAGACGGUGGAUGCCAUCCUUGUUUCUCUGUGCAGCGACAAUGAACGGGAGGAGUUUGUGAGCCAUGUGUGUAAUAAUGCUUCACUCAUGAGAAAGUUGCUUUCAGACCAGUUGAACAGUUGGUUGUAUGGGUACUGUGCAAAUUCCACAGCAGACCACAACUACCUCGUGGGUCAGUUCUGCGUCUAUGAACAGUGGAUUGUUCAACCUACAGUUGUGAUAAAGCCACACCUCUUGGAGUUCUGUAAGAGUCUGGAUAGCCCAAGACUUACAAAACUGAUCUGUGAGCACAUUGGCUUCUUUAUGUUGUUAUUUUCCAACCCAGAAAAUGCAAGGUUUAUGCCAAACUGCUCGAUUACGCCAGUUCCACAACCGUUUCCUUCCCCGGAUCCACUUUUGCAACUAUCGUGUCACUACUCAGACUGGAAAGAUGUGAUGCAUAUUACGACGGAUAUUUUGGCACAUUGUAUUCGCAUUGAUCCCACAGAUUUUGCAGAGAAGGUUUGCACCAACAAAACAUUUCUAGACAGACUGUUAGGUAAUCAGGACAAUGCCUGGCUUGUGGGUCACUGCAACACUGCUUUGGUUUUUCCAACUACUGUGGCUCCCAGACCCUUUCACAUCUUGGACUGGUGUAACUACAACUCAUGGAAGAAUCGCCAGGUGGAUGAUUCAGUAGUGGGACUGUGCUGGCAGCAUGACCAGCUUGCUUUUCAAAGGAAUGUCUGCUGCGAGCCGUCUUUGUUUAAUCAACUUAUACAGAACCCCCAGAACAAAUGGCUGACAACAGUAUGCACCGACAAGGAAAAGGAGGAAAUAGAGGUUAUACGACAGGUGUGCAAGUAUUCUGAAUGGACUCGCCCCAUCGUUGUUGACAUGACAGAGUUGGCUCUCUGUAGUGAAAGGGACACAAAAAACUUUACCUCCAAAGUCUGCUCUAAUGAAACAAUCCUGCAGAACCUGAUGCUUAAUCAAGACAACACUUGGUUGAUUAAGUACUGUGCCAAUCAUUCAAAUGAAGGUAAAGAUGGAGAGGAUGGAGGAGAUGGGUCAGGAUUCAUCCCUGCAGAGCAUUGCCAGUAUUCUACCUGGAGUAUAUCCCUUCCAGAUGCAGUGCUUUUGACUCUCUGUUGGCAGCACGACCAGUUCAACUUUGUCUUAUCCAUCUGCUCAAAUCCUGCCCUUCUCUACUUGUUGACACAGGAGCCAUCUAACAUAUGGGUGAGCACCAUGUGUUCCACCUAUGUCAAUCACACGACCACAACUAACAAAACUUCAGAAAAACUUUGCUUGGCCAAGCAAAUAGUUAAGCACUUCAACUGGACCUGUCCUGUUGACUUCAGCGCAGUCUGCCAGCCUGGGGCAAGCCAGGACCUGGUCAUGUACUUGAUUAUACGCUGCUGGGCACAGAGUCUGAGGUCCAGGGUGGCACAUCUGGUGACUCCAGCUAUUGCUUCAGUGUUGGAACAAGCUGUCAGCACCUCUGUUGUAGUUUUGCUUGCAAUGGAGGAGAUCCAGAACACUUCACUGUAUGUCACUAAAAAUAUACGGAUUACUGUCCUAGACUCUGUGGUUCGGUAUCUCGAGAGGGAGAACAACUUCAACAAAAAGAGGGUCUUGUUACAGUGUUUUGGGACAGUACUAACAAGCUUGAUGCAGACAGAACAGAAUGGAACUCAUUACGAAUCUCAAAUUAUUAAGGAAUACUUCAGCUUACCAUUGGCCAACUUGAAGUCAGUACUUAGUACUGCUCACAUCAAAACUAUCAGACUGAUUCUCCAAUACUAUGCAAUAAAACAGCAUACACUGAAGCUGACAGAUGUGUACCUGUCCACCCUGACAUCAGUGCUGUUCCAGAGCCAUCUGGCAAAGGAUGCAAGUCUCUUUUCAGAGCUCGCGCCCCUUUUCAAAGCAGCAAACCCUGUUGACAUCUAUACUUUGCCAUCCCUGCAAAACAACGACAAUGUGAGAGAAACCAUAAACGAGAAUUUAGGCCGUUUGUCUGCAGAUCAGCAGAGAGCCUUUGGAUUGUGGUACAGCAAAAUUUUGCCCCCUUCCAAAAUCACUGAAGCUCAUCAGUCCUUCAUCAGGGACACUGGAAAUUUGAUCGCUUACCUGCCCUUCCACAACUUCCAACACCUCUCACCUGCUCAGCUUUUAGAUGGACUGGAAGUGUUACAAAGAAACAACCUGACUUCACUGAAGCAAGAAUUUGUGGCGCAGAGUAUCAUUGGUGCCUACAAAAACCUGACCGCUCAAGACUUCAUCAGACUAGGCAGUCUCACAUGUCUAUCAGAGCCAAGUGACAUCCUGCCAUACAAAGGCAGUGAGGCCUUCAAUGUAAUCUGGGAUGUCCUUAUGAACUGUUCCCACAACGGCCUCAACCUACCGAGUCACCUGACCUCCAGUCUGUUAUUGAACAGCACUGAGUUACAGAUUCCAUCUUCCCUGAGUCCAGAUAGACUGGCAGACAUGGCACCCCUUCUUCCCUCUCUGGGUGUGACUUUCCUGCUGGGCCUCUCCUCCUCGCAGCUUCUUGCUACGCUUCCUGCCCUAAAAGAUGUGUCUUUUAGUCCUGCCCAGGCCUCCAUCAUCGUUGACAAACUUUCAUUUAUUACUUCACUGAGUGCUCCAGGUCGCCUAAAAGAGCUCGGCUUUAUUGCUAUAGGAGUAAAGACGGAGACGUUAUCGUUGAUGCCAUCUGAUAGGCUGCUAUCAUCACUACCUGACAUGGCCCAGCACUCAGUGGGCCUCCAUCCACCACAAGCAAAUGUCAUUGCCACCAAACUAUGGGGCUUUCCAGAGGUGAUCUAUUGGUUGGAUGAUGUCGAGCCACUGCUUUAUUGCACUCCACUUCUUAGUAUCCUAUCCAGAGCUCGCCUACUAAUGGACAACAUCUCCAGUGCAUCCACAAAACCAUGGAAUGCACAGCAGGCUAAAGCAUUAUUAAAAACAGUAGUGAAUACAAGAUCAAACCUUUUUAAAGAUGUGCUGAGUCUCGGGACGCUGGGACAGGGUUUGAGCUGCUAUGUCUUGCAGCAGCAUAUCAGGGCUGAUAGCUCACCUGAAGCAAUUCGGAAAAUCUUGGCCCUCUUUAGGCAGCAGCCGAAUCCUCUGCACACCUCUCUGAAAAAGUGUAUAAUCCAGGAGGUGUAUCAAUUUGAGUUCUUCUCUGAACUGCUUGAAGACUUGGGAGUGGAGAUCGCUCUCUCUAUGCCGGUGAGCACCAUUAAGAAGUUCCCUUUUUAUAUGAUGGACACAUUGCGUAAAAUGAUAAUUAAGGAUCCCGUUCCCUUUUUGAUGAUGUCAAAAACAGAACAGCUUCUACUUGUGGACAAGAUGAUGCAGAGGCUGGGCAUGUACACUGGAGUGUACACUGAGUAUGAGUUCCGAUCUCUGGGCAUUAUGGCCACGUUUGUUGCGGAUGAGAUUCUGGUCCAGCUGGACCGUACAUUCUUCAUGGACAAUCUAGAUUUUCUCCAGACCCUCUGCUACAGCGGCAGCAAGAUGGACAUUGUGGCUCGUAUGCUGCUGGAACAUGAUCUAUUUGGCUCUGCGGUCAAGGACUGGAACCAAACUACAAUCAGUCAGAUAAAUCGUUUUUUAUUUUUCCUUCCUCAGGACCAAUUGCAGGAGAUUUCCUUGGGUUUGAUGACUGUUGGCCGUAUUGAGAAGCUGUUCAUGAGCCAGCGCCAGUGGGAGCAAGGGGUUGUGGGUCUUCAUUGCUUAGAUGAGACUGAGAAGUUGUGGUUUGCUGAAAAGCAGCAGUUUCUUCUUCAGUUCUUUUUAGGGUUCCUAAAGAUAGAUCUGCUCUCACCGCCUCCUAUGGCUCCAACUUGUGAGAUUCUGCAUACAACAGGUCCAUUUGCUUGGACCUCUGACAGCCUGACAAGCAUGUCACCAUCAGCCUUCAGAAACUGUCUGGAGCUGAUUGGCCAUGAUGCCCGUCUUGCAUCUUACCAACGUAGUCAAGUCUUUGAAAAAGUUAAAAAUAUGUUUGGCCCAGUUUCUUCCUUCUCCCAGUCUGUCAUCAGCCAGAUGGGCCAACUAGCACUGGAAAUGUCACCAGAGGAGAUCAGCAGGCUGCGACUAACUGAGAGGAGUAGCAUUGCUGCUAUGGGUGCUAUCAGUGAGUGGACUAACACACAGCUGGUUGCACUGUUCACAUCAACAAUGAACUCCACCAAGAUGAACCCGAGCCAACUUGACUCCAGCACGCUGGUUGCAAUUGGAUACAUUGUGUGUGGAGCUAAAGCAACAGAAAUGAGUUCUUUUAAUGCUGUUGAGUUCAGCAAGGCAGUGCUGUGGCUUGGUCAGCUAAAGCUGUCAUGCUCAGAAGAACAGAUGUCAGCACUUGUGCGCCUUCUGACCCAUAGUCUGGCUUUUGGACCAAUAAGUUUAUGGGGAAUGGAGGUCUUUAUCGAGAUUGGAAUUUUGGCGGCUGCUCUCUCAGAUUGGGUCUUGUCAUCCUUGGUGCAGGAGCAAAUACAAGGAAUAACACCUCUGGCUAUCUCGCGGAUAUCACCAGAAAAAUUUGCUGUUGUGUUUGAGCCGCGGAAGAUUAGCAUGUUCUCUUACGAGCAGGCUGCUGCAGUAACAGAGGAGCAAAUUUCAGCUUUGACAGAGGUUCAAUGGACGGCUCUCUUUAUGGUGCUGUCACCCUGGGAGGAUAGGCAUGUGGACUUUAGAGGGAGGUCACAGGGAGUGAUGCUGAGUCCCAGUUGCCCGUACCUGAUCCUGGGCCUGCUGAUGGUGCUGAUCAUCCAGCCUGACCUGGUUUUAUGA